Pseudophryne corroboree (corroboree frog) is the source of this 5964-nucleotide messenger RNA. Its product is annotated as myosin-4-like. NCBI's taxonomy places the organism in Eukaryota, Metazoa, Chordata, Amphibia, Anura, Myobatrachidae. The coding region runs from base 10 to 5835 and encodes 1941 amino acids. Gene Ontology annotation, molecular function: actin filament binding; microfilament motor activity; ATP binding. The transcript has 39 exons. The record is from RefSeq and is a predicted model, not a curated record. Gene Ontology annotation, cellular component: myosin II complex; cytoplasm; myosin filament. Gene Ontology annotation, biological process: muscle contraction.
CUUGUAGCCAUGAGUGGAGACCAUGAAAUGUUGGCCCUUGGGGAGGCCGCGCAGUAUCUGCGCAAGUCUGAGAAAGAGCGUAUAGAGGACCAAAAUCAGCCCUUUGAUGCCAAAACCUUUGUGUACGUUACGGACAGUAAACAGCUGUAUGUGAAGGGCGUUAUUCAGAGCAGAGAUGGGAAAAAUGUGACGGUGAAACCCGACGGUGGAAGUGUCGUAACUGUGAAGGAAGAUUAUAUUUUUCCAAGAAACCCCCCCAAGUUUGAUAAGAUUGAAGACAUGGUUUUACUUACUCACCUUAAUGAGCCAUCUGUCCUCUUCAACCUCAAAGAGCGUUAUGCAGCUUGGAUGAUCUAUACAUACUCAGGUUUAUUCUGUGUUACUGUGAACCCGUACAAGUGGCUGCCUGUGUACAACCCGGAGGUAGUCAAUGCCUACAGAGGGAAGAAGCGUAUGGAGGCCCCACCACACAUCUUCUCCAUCUCUGACAAUGCCUAUCAGUUCAUGUUGACUGAUCGUGAGAACCAAUCUGUACUCAUUACUGGAGAAUCUGGUGCUGGAAAAACUGUGAACACGAAACGCGUAAUUCAGUAUUUUGCAAUAAUUGCAGCUACUGGAGAUUCUGGAAAGAAAAAAGAAACUGCAUCAGUGAGCAAGAUGAAGGGAACUUUUGAAGAUCAGAUUAUCCAGGCAAAUCCUCUUCUGGAGGCUUUCGGCAAUGCCAAGACUGUGAGGAAUGACAACUCUUCCCGUUUUGGUAAAUUCAUCCGUAUUCACUUUGGAGCAACAGGAAAACUAUCAUCAGCGGAUAUUGAAACGUAUUUGCUGGAAAAGUCCAGAGUAACCUUUCAACUACCAAAUGAGCGGAGCUACCAUAUAUUUUAUCAGAUUCAGUCCAAUAAAAAGCCGGAUAUAGUUGAAAUGCUGCUGAUAACAACCAAUCCCUACGAUUACCAUUACACCAGCCUGGGAGAAAUAUCUGUCCCAAGUAUAGAUGAUGCGGCAGAGCUUAUAGCUACUGAUGAGGCUAUAGAUAUCCUAGGCUUUAAUCAAGAGGAGAAGAUGGGGAUCUAUAAACUGACAGGUGCUGUAAUGCACUAUGGUAAUAUGAAGUUUAAGCAGAAGCCACGUGAGGAUCAGGCUGAACCAGAUGGCACAGAAGAUGCAGACAAAGUUGCAUACUUGAUGGGCCUCAAUUCAUCCGAUUUGGUUAAAGCUCUUUGUAAUCCAAGGGUUAAAGUUGGAAAUGAGUUUGUUACAAAAAGCCAGAAUGUACAGCAGGUGUACAACUCAACUGGUGCCCUGGCCAGGUCUGUUUAUGAAAAACUGUUUUUAUGGAUGGUGACUCGCAUCAACCAGCAGCUGGACACAAAGCAGUCCCGGCAGUAUUUCAUUGGUGUUUUGGACAUUGCUGGAUUUGAGAUUUUUGCUUUCAACACUUUUGAACAACUUUGCAUCAACUUUACCAAUGAGAAGCUGCAGCAGUUCUUCAACCAUCACAUGUUUGUGCUUGAACAAGAGGAGUAUAAGAAGGAAGGAAUUGAGUGGGAGUUCAUUGACUUCGGCAUGGACCUGGCUGCCUGCAUUCAACUUAUUGAGAAGCCAAUGGGAAUAUUUUCAAUCCUUGAAGAGGAGUGUAUGUUUCCAAAGGCCUCUGAUACUACCUUUAAGAACAAGCUCUAUGACCAACAUCUUGGAAAGUCGCCCAAUUUCCAGAAGCCUAAACCAGGCAAAGGCAAAAGCGAAGCUCACUUUUCACUAGUCCAUUAUGCGGGCACUGUGGAUUACAAUGUCACCGGGUGGCUGGACAAGAACAAGGACCCCCUGAAUGAGACUGUGGUUGGACUGUACCAGAAAUCUUCUGUCAAACUUCUUGCCACAAUCUCUUCUACUUUCACUAUUACAGAAGAGGCUGCUGGAAGUAAAGCUGGAGGCAAGAAGAAAGGGUCUUCUUUCCAGACUGUGUCGGCACUGUUCAGGGAAAACUUGACCAAACUGAUGACCAAUUUGAAGACGACUCAUCCUCACUUUGUACGCUGCCUCAUUCCAAAUGAAACUAAGACUCCAGGGGCGAUGGAUAAUCAUCUUGUCAUCCACCAGCUGCGGUGUAAUGGAGUGCUGGAAGGAAUCCGCAUUUGCCGAAAGGGAUUUCCAAGUAGAGUCCACUAUGGGGACUUUAAGCAACGGUAUAAGGUCCUGAAUGCCAGUGCCAUACCUGAAGGCCAUUUCAUUGACAGCAAGAAGGCCAGCGAGAAGCUACUUGGCUCUUUAGAUAUUGAUCACGCCCAGUACAAGUUUGGACACACAAAAGUGUUCUUCAAAGCAGGACUUCUUGGUCUUCUGGAAGAAAUGAGAGAUGAACGCCUGUCCCAGCUGAUCACACGCACCCAGGCUAUAUGUAGAGGGUAUCUCAUGAGGGAAGAGUUCAAGAAGAUGAUACAAAGGAGAGACGCUAUAACAACUAUUCAGUACAAUAUUCGAUCAUUUACGAAUGUCAAGCACUGGCCAUGGAUGAAAUUAUAUUUCAAAAUUAAGCCACUACUAAAGAGCGCAGAGACAGAGAAAGAGAUGCAGAAUCUUAAAGAGGAACUUGAAAAGACCCAAGAGGAACUUGCAAAAUCAGAAACGCGAAGGAAAGAAAAUGAAGAAAAACUGGUCUCCCUAACACAGGAAAAAAAUGACCUCCUACUCCAAGCGCAUUCGGAAAACGAGAAUUUGGCUGAUGCAGAGGAGAGGUGUGAUGAGCUCAUUAAGAGUAAGAUUCAGAUGGAGGCGAAAUUGAAGGAACUCACGGACAGGCUGGAAGAUGAAGAAGAAAUGAGUUCAGAUCUCACAGCCAAGAAGAGGAAACUGGAAGAUGAGACCAGUGAGCUGAAGAAAGACAUUGAUGACCUUGAGCUGACUUUGGCCAAAGUAGAGAAGGAGAAACAUGCCACAGAAAACAAGGUGAAGUGCUUGACUGAAGAGAUGGCUUCCUUAGAUGAAUCCAUCGCCAAGCUCAGCAAGGAAAAGAAAGCAAUCCAAGAGGCUCAUCAGCAAACCCUGGAUGACCUCCAGGCAGAAGAAGACAAAGUCAAUAGUCUAACGAAAAUGAAGAUGAAACUGGAACAACAAGUAGAUGAUCUUGAAGGGACUCUUGAGCAGGAGAAGAAACUGAGAGUUGAUCUUGAGAGAACCAAAAGGAAACUAGAGGGCGAUUUAAAAAUGAUCCAAGAAUCCAUAAUGGAUUUUGAAAAUGACAAAUUGAAUUCAGAGGAUAGACUGAAAAAGAAGGACUUUGAAGUGUCUGAACUGCAAAGAAGAAUUGAAGAUGAACAAAUGAUCAAUGUUCAACUUCAGAAAAAAAUUAAGGAGCUCCAGGCUAACAAUGAAGAACUGCAUGAAGAAAUAGAGUCAGAACGGACAUCUCGUGCUAAAAUUGAAAAGCAACGGGCAGAACUAUCAAGAGAGUUAGAAGACAUCAGUGAGAAAUUAGAAGAAGCUGGAGGAGCAAGUUCCGUUCAAGUGGAAAUGAACAAGAAAAGGGAGACAGAAUUCCACAAACUGAGACGAGACCUCGAAGAUAUUACAUUGCAGCAUGAAUCCGUUGUCUCUAACCUGCGGAAAAAGCAAGCUGAUAUCAUGGCUGAGCUGGCAGAACAAAUUGAUAACCUCCAGCGUGUCAAGCAAAAACUUGAGAAAGAGAAGACUGAAUUGAAGAUGGAGAAUGAUGAUCUGGCUGGUAACAUGGAGUCUGUUACCAAGUCCAAGACCAAUUUAGAAAAGAUGUGCCGCGUCUUAGAGGAUCAGCUCUCCGAGGUCAAAACUCAGCAUGAGGACGAUAUUCGUCUCAUAAAUGAUCUUACUGCACAUAAGUCCCGUCUGCAGAAUGAACACGGGGCAUUAUCUCAUUUUGUGGAAGAAAAAGAAGCCUUGAUUUCUCAACUGAGUAGAGGCAAAAUGGGCUUUACUCAACAAGUGGAGGACUUUAGAAGGCUAUUGGAAGAAGAAACUAAGGCUAAAAAUGCCAUUGCUCAUGCUCUGCAAUCGGCUCGUCAUGACUGUGAUCUUCUACGUGAACAAUAUGAUGAAGAACAAGAAGCCAAGGCAGAAUUGCAGAGAACUUUAUCCAAGGCAAACAAUGAGGUGGCCAUGUGGAGAUCUAAGUAUGAAACAGAUGCCAUUCAACGUACGGAGGAACUGGAAGAAGCUAAGAAGAAACUAGCUCAGCGGCUUCAGGAAGCUGAGGAGCACGCAGAAGCGCUUAACGCCAAGUGUUCUUCCCUGGAGAAGACUAAGCAGCGAUUGCAGAUGGAAGUGGAUGAUUUAAUGAUUGAUGUAGAGAGAUCGAAUGCAGCAGCAGCUGCACUAGACAAAAAGCAAAGGAACUUUGAUAAGGUUAUAGGUGAAUGGAAACAGAAGAGUGAGGAGUGUCAGGCUGAUCUGGAACUAUCCUUGAAAGAGUCAAGAAGUUUGAGCACAGAACUUUUCAAGCUACGCAAUGCGUAUGAGGUGGCAGUAGAUCAACAAGAAACAUUCAAACGGGAGAACAAAAAUCUCCAACAGGAAAUCUCAGACCUCACAGACCAAAUUGGCAUAGCAGCAAAGAGUGUAAGCGAACUGGAAAAACUCAGAAAACAAGUGGAGCAGGAGAAAGCUGAUUUACUGUCCGCAUUGGAGGAAGCUGAGGGAAGUCUUGAACAUGAAGAAUCAAAAAUACUUCGCAUCCAACUGGAGCUAAAUCAGGUGAAGUCAGAGGUGGACAGGAAAAUAGCUGAGAAAGAUGAAGAAAUUGUUCAACUAAGACACAACAGUCAGAAGACAAUUGACAUUUUGAAUAGCACUCUUGAGUCUGAAAUACGGAGCAAGAAUGAUGCCCUACGAGUUAAGAAAAAGAUGGAAGGGGACAUUAAUGAGAUGGAGAUACAACUAAGUCAUGCCAACCGACAGGUGUCGGAGAGCCAGAAACAGCUGAAUAUCAUUCAGGUCCAGCUGAAGGAAGAACAAAUACGGCUUGAUGAACUAGUUUCUGCCAAUGAAGACCUGAAAGAACGUAUAGGAUUGGCAGAUCGCAGGAAUCUCUUGCAGCAGACUGAAAUUGAAGAGCUCCGCUCUUCCCUGGAACAGACAGAAAAAGUUAGAAAAUUGGCAGAGCAAGAGCUCCUUGAUGUUACGGAGCGGGUGCAGCUUUUACACAGCCAGAACACAAGUCUGAUCAAUGCCAAGAAGAAGUUAGAAAGUGAUACAGCUCAGCUCCAAUCAGAGGUGGAGGACGCUAUCCAGGAGUUACGAAAUGCUGAGGAUAAAGCAAAGAAGGCAAUUAUAGAUGCUGCCAUGAUGGCAGAGGAACUGAAGAAGGAGCAGGAUACCAGCGCCCACCUAGAGAGAAUGAAGAAGAACCUGGAGCAGACAAUGAAGGAUCUUCAGCAUCGUCUUGAUGAAGCGGAACAGUUGGCCUUGAAAGGAGGCAAGAAACAGCUUCAGAAACUGGAGGCUAGAGUGCGAGAUCUAGAAAAUGAACUCGAGUCUGAACAGAAGCAAAAUAAUGAAAAUACAAAAACCUAUAGAAAAGUUGAGCGAAAACUUAAAGAAGUGACCUUUCAGUCAGAAGAAGACAGAAAGAAUGCCCUUAGACUGCAAGACCUUGUUGAUAAAUUGCAAGCUAAGAUCAAGUCUUACAAGCGACAGGCUGAGGAAUCGGAGGAACAAUCUAACACCAACCUCUUGAAAUUGAGGAAACUCCAACAUGAGUUAGAGGAAGCUGAAGAGCGGGCUGAUAUAGCAGAAUCUCAGCUAAACAAGCUUCGAGCAAAGAGUAGGGACUUUGGUGGAAAGGUGAAAGAGGGGGAAGAGUGAACUGCAGGUGAAAGAGGAGGAAGAGUGAACUGCAGGUGAAAGAGGAGGAAGAGUGAACUGAUACCUGAAAUUUUUGUCUUUUUGUAGAUGUUUUUCGUCAUGUAGACAAUAAAAUAGUUUUGACAAAAA